This is a messenger RNA of Grus americana (Whooping crane), 1808 nucleotides long. RefSeq names its product transmembrane protein 160 (gene TMEM160). The coding region runs from base 31 to 525 and encodes 164 amino acids. The record is from RefSeq and is a predicted model, not a curated record. Lineage: Eukaryota; Metazoa; Chordata; Aves; Gruiformes; Gruidae. The transcript has 3 exons.
GAGGGAGAGGCGGGACGUGGCGGGGCCGCCAUGGGCUGGUGGGGCGGUGCGGGGCGGGCGGCGGCGGCCGCGUUGCGACGGCGGCUGAGGGGGGCGGUGGCGGUGGGGCGACCGGUUCGGUACAGCCUGGGCCGGGCGGCGCCACCACCGCCACCAGCCGCCUCCGACUUGGAACGGGCGGACGCUUGGCUGCUGCGGAAAGCGCUGGAGGGCGGUCUCCUCUCGUGGUUCCGUAACGGGCUCCUGGCUACCGGCGUUGGCGUCAUCUCUUACGUCCAGAGCGACACCGGCCGUGACGCCGCUUACGGUUUUUUCAUCCUGGGGGGCCUGUGCGUUUCCUACGGGGCCGGUUCGUACCUGGUGAACCUGGUUCUGCUGCGACGCCCCAUGAUGCUGCCGGCGCCGACCGCCGCCGCCAACGCCGCCGCCGCCGCGCUGCUGGCGUUGCUCUGGCUCUGCGCCCUCUCCCUCUACGUCGGUCGUCUGGAAGUGGAGAUCGUUCCCGAGGAACCCCCCGAAAAGUGACCGGAUUUGGGGGGAGGGGGGGGACCACACACAGCAAUGGGGAUCCCCUCUGUCAGUGAUGGGGUGGGAAAAAUCCCUGCGGAGGGGGGCUGGAAAUUGCCUUUGGGGGGGUAAAAAUCAACCUGGGGGGGUAAAAAAAUCAACCUGGGGGGGUAGAAAAAUCAACCCAGGGGGAUUAGACUCAGCCCUGGGGUGUUAAACCCAUCCUGGAGGGGAUUAAACUCACAGUAGGGGUAUUAAACCCACCCCCAGGAGAAUUAAACUCAUCCUUGGGAGGGGGUUAAACUCACUGUGGGGGGGUUAAACCUAUCCUGGGGGGAUUAAACCCACCCCCAGGAGAAUUAAACCCACCCUGGGGGGGAUUAAACCUAGCACAGGAGUAUUAAACUCAUCCCGGGGGGAUUAAACCCACCCUGGGGGGGAUUAAACCCACCCCAGAAGAAUUAAACCCACCCCAGGGGGGGAUUAAACCCAGCCCAGAAUUAAACCCACACUGGAGGGGUUUAAACUCACUCCAGGAGGAUUAAUCCCACUCCCAGGCAUGUUAAACCCACCCUGGGGGGGGGAAUUAAAUUUAGCCCAGCAGUAUUAAACUCAUUCCUGGGGGGAUUAAAUCCACCCCAGAAGAAUUUAAAUCCACCCCAAAAGAAUUAAACCCACCCUGGGGGGGAUUAAACCCAGCCCAGAAGAAUUAAAUCCACCCCAGGAGGGAUUAAACCCACCCCAGAAGAAUUAAACCCACCCUGGGGGGGAUUAAACCCAGCCCAGAAGAAUUAAAUCCACCCCAGGAGGGAUUAAACCCACCCCAGAAGAAUUAAAUCCACCCUGGGGGGGAUUAAACCCAGCCCAGGAGUAUUAAACUCAUCCCAGGGGGGAUUAAACCCACCCUGGUCCUUUUGGAGGAUUAGACCAACCCCCCUGGGAAGAUUAAAACCACCCUGGGAGGAUUAAUCCCCCCCCCCCAGCAGGAUUAAACCCCCUCAGGGGGCUCAAAACCACGCUGGGGGUGGGGGCGGAUUAAAACCCGCUUAAACCCUCCCCAGGGUUGGGAUUGCUCACGCUCCCCCCCGCCCCUUCCCCGGCUCGACGCUGUUUUUCUGCAAAACCUCCCAAUUUUGGCUGCUUUGUAUUUAUUCACUCACCCCCCCCCUCCCAGGUUUGGGGGGGGGGGGGGAUCAGCUCCCUCCCCGGGGCGUUUGCUGCGCCCGUCGCGUUUGCACCCUCAUUCCUGCUGUGAAAAAAAAAAAAAAAAUGGGGUUUUUGGGGGUUUUUUUUGGGCAAAA